AUGGUCUAUCGCAUUUAUGAUAUAAAGUCAGAGACGCAGAGCGGUCGCAAUACGCCGCCUGCCAAACCAGCCCAGGCAUACCGCGUCAGUGAGCCUCCGUACGAGGGCUACCAUGCUGUCGAGCAGAGUGCAUACCGCAGCAGCGCUCCCGACAGCGCCAUAGUCAUCGACAAUGGUUCAUACAACAUCCGCGCCGGAUGGCAAGCCGAUCGCAGCCCACGCCUGUCCCUGCCGCCGCUCAUGGCCCGAUACACUGACCGCAAGCUGAAUCGCAAGCUCAACUUCAUCGGCUCAGAAAUCUACUUCGACGGCACCGCCCGAGGUCAGGCCAAAAACUUGUAUGAACCAGGAAGCAACAUCAUCAACAACUGGGACGUCUUGGAGGGUGCUCUGGACUACCUCUUUAUCAAACUAGGCGUCGAUGGCUCCAAGGGCCACGUCGACCGUCCCGUCGUCAUAACUGAGCCUUUGGCCAAUCUGCAGUACUCCAAGCGCACCAUGUCUGAAGUCCUUUUCGAGCUGUACGGCGUCCCCGCUGCUGCAUACGGCGUCGACUCCCUCUUCUCUUACGCAUACAACGGCGGCCGGACCGGUCUCGUCGUCUCAUCUGCAUACACCUCGACUCACCUGGUCCCUGUCGUCGACUCGAAGCCGCUCCUUGCGCAAGCUACCCGCUUAGACUGGGGUCGUUCGCAAUGCGCCGACUACCUCAACAAGCUUCUACGCGCAAAGUAUCCUGCCCUACCCGGCAAGAUCAACGACACUCAAAUUGAAGAUUUGGUUCGUCAACACUGCUACAUCUCUCAAGACUACAACGGCGAGAUGGCGAACUAUCUGGACUGGACUGGUCUAGAAGACCGUGACGUACUUGUCCAACUGCCAUUCACAGAGAAAGAGAUAGUUCAGAAAACAGAGGAAGAACUUGCAAGAGCAGCCGAAAAACGCAAAGAGAGCGGUCGAAGACUACAAGAGCAGGCUGCAAAGAUGCGUCUUGAGAAACUCAUUAGGAAGGAACAAGAGCUGGAGUACUACAAGGAUCUUCAACAAAAGCUUGCCCUUGCCACGAAAAAGGAUGCACGCACUAUGCUCGAAGCCGAGGACUUCAACGACGAAUCUCAACUGGAACGAAAGAUCAAGGACAUGGAACGCUCAAUCAGAAAACAGAGAAACAAGGAUGUUGGCGAUAUCGACGAGCCCGAGGAAGUGCCAACUUAUCCUUUACUCGAAAUCCCGGAUGAGGACCUAGACGAGGAAGGAUUGAAACAGAAACGUCAGCAACGCCUGAUGAAGUCCAACCAUGAUGCUCGCGCUCGUGCAAAGGCAGAAAAAGAACGCGAGAAGGCCAGAGUCGCUGAAGAGGAACGUCAAGACAACGAGCGUCGCGAGAACGACACCGAAGGCUGGCUGCAAGAGAGGAGAGUUGCUCGCCAGAACAUGGUUCAGCGCAUCAAAGAACGCGACCGCCUCAAGGCGGAUCUCGGAAAUCGCAAGUCACUUGCGAGUCAGAUCCGCAUGAAGAACAUUGCCAACUUGGCAUCUGACAAUCCCAAGAAGCGUCGCCGGGGUGGGGACGAUGACACUUUCGGCGCCGACGACGCCGACUGGGGUAUCUAUCGUCAGAUUGCCACUGGCGAUCAGAGCGACGAUGAAGAAGAGGAAGACCUCGGCGCCAGUCUGAAGAAUAUUGAGGCUCAGCUUCUGCAGUAUGACCCCGCGUUCACAGAACAAAGUACACAAGAAGCACAGCAAGACUGGACUAAAAGUGUACUUCACUCAUUCCUGCGCGGACCCAGGCCCUUUGAUCCCGAGAGCCAGAGAGAACUCAAUCAGAUACAUCUAAACGUCGAGCGCAUCCGGGUGCCCGAAGUCAUAUUCCAGCCCGGUAUCGCAGGCAUUGACCAGGCAGGCAUUGUCGAGAUCGCCGAAGACAUCAUCACACAACGUCUAUCAGGCUCCUCGAGGCGUGACGAUAUGCUCAAGGAUAUAUUCCUGACGGGUGGCUACACACACUUCCAAGGUUUCGAGGAACGCCUACGUAACGAGUUGCGCGCCGUGUUACCAGCAGACAUUUCCCUCGGCGUGCGCAAAGCCAAAGACCCCAUCCUCGAUGCCUGGAGAGGUGCUGCUCGGUGGGCCGCUAGUCCGAUAUCAAGACAAUCGUUCGUGUCACGGGCGGAAUAUCACGAAAAGGGAGCAGACUACAUCAAGGAGCAUAACCAGGGAAAUGCAGCCUUUUGA
Molecule: messenger RNA, 2238 nt
Organism: Aureobasidium namibiae CBS 147.97
Lineage: Eukaryota; Fungi; Ascomycota; Dothideomycetes; Dothideales; Saccotheciaceae
Product: actin-like ATPase domain-containing protein
Exons: 2
Coding region: 1-2238 (745 amino acids)
Biological process (GO): regulation of DNA-templated transcription
Cellular component (GO): Ino80 complex; cytoplasm
Source: RefSeq, a predicted model, not a curated record